This is a messenger RNA of Pipistrellus kuhlii (Kuhl's pipistrelle), 1767 nucleotides long. RefSeq names its product GA binding protein transcription factor subunit beta 2 (gene GABPB2). Bases 359 to 1720 code for a protein of 453 amino acids. Gene Ontology annotation, molecular function: protein binding; transcription cis-regulatory region binding. Gene Ontology annotation, cellular component: nucleus. Lineage: Eukaryota; Metazoa; Chordata; Mammalia; Chiroptera; Vespertilionidae. The transcript has 9 exons. Gene Ontology annotation, biological process: positive regulation of transcription by RNA polymerase II. The record is from RefSeq and is a predicted model, not a curated record.
GCUUUUUUCACCGCCGAGAGCCUCCCGUGGGGAGCAAAGGAGCCUCAGAGGUGCAUCCUCCUUCUGUCCGGAUGGAAACGCAGGUUCCAUAAUCGUUUUUUCCCCACAGAUCCCUCCGCCAAAAAUUGUUUUCCGCCGCCUCCACUUCCGGGUCCGCCAUUUUGUCGCCUCCAUUUCUCCACGAGGGGGGUUAAAGGCCCCCCCAAAUAUGCAUACAUGAAAAGGCCGAAAAGUUGCCGUCACUGACAGGGGGUCCACACUAGAGAAGGAGACGGUACCAAACUGGCGGGUUCGGCGGAAGCGCAAUCGGCGGCGGCGUCCCGGACGAGGAGCUUCCCGAGAACUUCCGUUCCUAUGCAUGAAGAUGUCUUUGGUGGACUUGGGGAAGAGAUUGCUAGAAGCAGCAAGAAAAGGCCAAGAUGAUGAAGUGAGGACAUUGAUGGCAAAUGGUGCCCCAUUCACCACAGACUGGCUUGGAACAUCACCCCUCCACCUUGCAGCCCAGUAUGGUCAUUAUUCCACAGCAGAAGUACUCCUUCGAGCAGGCGUUAGCAGGGAUGCCCGAACCAAAGUGGACAGGACCCCCUUGCACAUGGCUGCAGCCGAUGGACACGCACACAUCGUGGAACUGCUUGUUAGGAAUGGUGCAGAUGUGAAUGCCAAGGAUAUGCUGAAGAUGACAGCUUUACAUUGGGCCACAGAAUACCACCAUCGCGAUGUUGUCGAGCUACUUAUCAAAUAUGGAGCUGAUGUCCAUGCUUUCAGCAAGUUUGAUAAAUCUGCCUUUGACAUAGCCCUGGAGAAGAACAAUGCUGAGAUUCUGGUCAUUCUUCAGGAAGCCAUGCAGAAUCAGGUGAAUGCUAAUCCGGAAAGAGCCAAUCCUGUGACUGUGGCCACCCCAUUUAUCUUCACGUCAGGAGAAGUUGUCAACCUCGCUAGCCUUGUUUCUUCAUCCAACACCAAAACAACCUCAGGUGACCCCCAUGCCUCCUCAGCAGUACACUUCUCACAUUCCACCACCUCAGUGUUGGCCACCCUCGCAGCUCUUGCUGAGGCCUCAGCUCCCCUCUCCAACUCCCACAGAGCCGCAGCUAAUUCAGAGGAAAUCAUAGAAGGAAAUUCUGUUGACUCAUCAAUCCAGCAAGUGGUGGGGAGUGGAGGCCAGAGGGUGAUCACCAUAGUGACCGACGGAGUGCCUCUGGGUAACAUCCAAACUGCAAUCCCUACGGGAGGCAUUGGCCAGCCGUUUAUUGUAACUGUACAAGAUGGACAGCAAGUUCUAACUGUGCCUGCUGGUCAGGUUGCAGAGGAGACUAUCAUUGAAGAAGAGGAGGAGGAGGAGGAGGAAGAAGUAGAGAAGCUGCCAUUGACUAAGAAGCCAAGGGUAGAAGAGAUGACAAACAGUGUGGAGGAAAACAAGGAAGGCACUGAAAGAGAGCUACUGCAGCAGCAGCUCCAGGAGGCCAACCGAAGAGCCCAGGAAUACCGACACCAGCUCCUCCAGAAAGAGCAGGAGGCAGAACAGUACCGCCUCAAGCUGGAGGCCAUGGCCCGACAGCAGCCCAAUGGCGUUGAUUUCACCGUGGUUGAAGAGGUGGCUGAGGUAGAUGCUGUAGUAGUCACAGAGGGCGAGAUGGAAGAGAAAGAGAUGGAAGUGACUGGGGCAGGAGGGACCACAGAGCCUCAUCGUGGAGUUUCCAUAGAAACUGUUUCAUCUUAACGUACAAGGGCCACAAUUUGUACUAUGUCCGUUUUUUCCCUCUUUUU